AUGACAGAACAAGAAAUUGAUAUUUAUUACAAAGCUGUUCUCGAUCUUGUAUCUUUAGCAGGCAAAGUCGUAAAUGAAGGUUUUUCGAUAACAAAACGCGUGGAAACAAAAUCAGGUGCAGCCGAUCUUGUAACAGAAUAUGAUCAACGUGUAGAAGAAAUCUUAAUUAAAAAUUUACAAGAAAAAUUUCCAACACACAAAUUUAUAGGAGAAGAAUCUACUGCUGCUGGAGUUAAAGCAGAUUUUGGAAAUGAUCCAACAUGGAUUAUUGAUCCUAUCGAUGGAACAACUAAUUUUGUACAUGGAUUUCCAUUUGUGGCUAUUUCAAUUGCAUUGGCAAUAAACAAAGAAGUAGUAAUUGGUGUUAUUUAUAAUCCAGUAUUGGAUCGUCUUUAUUCCGCUGUACGUGGUAAAGGAGCAUUUAAAAAUGGCCGGCCAAUUAAAUGUUCAGGACAAACAGAUUUGGCAUUAUCACAAGUUGCAGGUGAAUAUGGUUCAAGUCGUGAACCAGAUAUAAUAACAGCUAAAUGUCAAAAUUUACGUGUUAUUAUUGAAAAGGUUCAUAGUAUUCGAGCUGUUGGUAGUGCAGCUAUGAAUCUAUGUAUGGUGGCUGAAGGAAGUUGCGAUGCGUAUUUUGAAUAUGGGAUACAUAUUUGGGAUUAUGCUGCUGGUGAUCUGAUUGCACGCGAAGCUGGUGCAUAUACUUGUGAUCCAUCAGGUGGCCCAUUAAAUCUUCUUCAUCGUUGUAUUUUAUGUACAGCAACAAAAGAACUUGCUGGACAGAUUUCUCCAUUACUUACUCAUGUUGAUUUUCCGGAUGAUUAA
Molecule: messenger RNA, 825 nt
Organism: Adineta steineri
Lineage: Eukaryota; Metazoa; Rotifera; Eurotatoria; Adinetida; Adinetidae
Source: the annotation of a GenBank genome assembly